This is a messenger RNA of Saimiri boliviensis boliviensis (Bolivian squirrel monkey), 5883 nucleotides long. Its product is annotated as rho guanine nucleotide exchange factor 5. The record is from RefSeq and is a predicted model, not a curated record. Gene Ontology annotation, biological process: intracellular signal transduction; activation of GTPase activity. Gene Ontology annotation, cellular component: cytoplasm; nucleus. Lineage: Eukaryota; Metazoa; Chordata; Mammalia; Primates; Cebidae. Gene Ontology annotation, molecular function: protein binding; guanyl-nucleotide exchange factor activity.
GGCUGCGGGCGGACAGGCCGGUCCAGAGUCAGGCUCAGGUGAAGAAGACCCGAAGAAACCAUCACCAGGGAGAUUUCGGAGGCGUCGGAGGAUACCGCGGGGCCCGGCAGCUGCCCCGGCCUCCGUGCGCGCCCCUGCCCGGGUCACCCCGCCCGCGCCCGACCUGCGCCCGCGCACCGCGCCCUCGGGGCUCCCGGGACGGCCCGCGGCCUGGCCCGUGCGCCCGGGCUCUCCUCCCCGCCGGCCGGGCACUUCCCAGCUCUGACGCGGGAGCUUCUUUCACACCAAUGGGGCUCGCGCGCGGAGGUGCCCUGCCCCUCCUCCGGGAAGGUGUGUCCCUGUUUCCUCACCUGAAACUUCCUAGGAGAACCCGAUCCCUCCCUCACGUCGGGCGGCCAGGGGCGGGCCGCGGGUGGGGCGGCCGGGCCUGCGCUGGGGACGGCACCGGGGACUGCGGCCGGCGCCGGGACCUGGAGGGGACGCUGGGGCCGAGGCAGCAGCAUGUGACACCGACCAGGUUUCAGCCCUGAUGGAGGCUGAGGAGGCCCAGCAUGGAGCGACUACUCCCAUCCCUGCCAUAGAGGAAUUCAGCGUUAUCCCUGAGGCUUCCAUGAGGAGCAGCCAGGUCUCUGCCUUGGGGUUUGAAGCUCAAGAAGAUGAGGACCCAUCCUAUAAAUGGAGAGACGAACGCCGACUCUCGGCAACCCAGCAGAGAGAGUUAAGGAAUGUGUGUGACUAUGCAGUUGAGACGAUGCCCUCUUUUCCCAAGGAAGGUUCUGUAGAUGUGGAGCCCAAUCAGGAAACCCUUGUGGCCAAGGCCUGGGACACUCCAGAAGGCUGGGAGGCAGCGCCCCAGAGUCUGGCAGGCCAACAAGCAAGGACUCUAGCUCCCCCAGAGCUCUGGGCCUGCCCCAUUCAGACUGACCAUCUAGACAUGACCCCAUUUUCCAGUGACCUGGGAAGCGAAGAAGAAGAGGGGGAAUUUUGGCCAGGACUUACUUCUUUGACAUUGGGAUCUGGACAGGCAGAAGAAGAGGAGGAAACCUCUUCAGAUACCUCUGGUCAGACCAGAUUUUAUCCUCCCUGCAAAGGGCACCCUUCGGACACCAACGAGACAGAAGUCUCUGAAAGUGGGAUGGCCCGGCAGGGGGAAGAGCUGCCGUCUGAGGAGCUGCAGAGAAGUCGGGGGCUCGUGCAUCCCCAGGAGGCCCAAGUUCUGGAGGAGCAGGGACAGCAGGAAGUGGGAUUUUGGGGGGAAGGAACUCUAGGGGAGGAUGUUCAUGCUAAUGGGCUGUUGGGGGAGGAACAGAUGAUAGAGCAGGUUAAUGGCGAAAAGGGAGAACAGAAGCAAAAACAAGAAAAGGUACAAGAUGAUAUGAUGCUUGGGAGACAAGGAGAAAGGACGAAGCUCACUGUGGAGCCAGAGGGUCUGAAUGAUGGUGAGUGGGAGCAAGAGGAUAUGGAGAGGAGGGUUCAGGGUCAGGGAGGUCCAGAACAGGGAGAAGAGAGGAGCAAGGUGCUGUGGGUGCCGGAAGAGAAUAGGGUGGAGUCCCAGGAUGAAAAGAGUCAAAGCUUUGUGGGAAAGCCAGAGGAAGUAACUGGAAAGCAAGAAGACCAUGGUCUCAAGGAGAAAGUGGUGCCAGUUGUGGGGCAGAAGGAGAAGGAGCCAGGGAACUGGGAUGGGGGCAGCCUGGGGGCAGUGGGAGGAAAGUGGAGCAGGGAAGAGGAGAAUGAGCAUCAUGGGCCUCCGAUGCCAGCUCUGGUACCCGCUGUGGACUCUCCUUGCUGUGACCUGUUUCCAGGUGCCUCAUAUCCCAUGACUUCCACAACUCAGACAGAGGCCCAGGCUGAGGAACUGUCCCCCGAAGCUCUGACUCCCUCACUGGAGCCCAUCGGAUGCUCUCACCAGUCCAUUUUUCUAUCUGGCCACUUUUCCACGGAGGAGUCACCUGACGAGGAAAUAGCUCAAAACAGCCAGCAAGAGGGAUCCAGGCUGAGCAAGGGAACAGUAUCCAGCCAGGGGACUGAGGUGGUCUUUGCCAGUGCAUCUGUGAGUCCUCCAAGGACACCAGAUUCAGCUCCUCCCAGUCUUGCUGAAGCCUCUCCCAUCACACGUGCCUCGGUAUCUGCCAAGCUCGCCAUUGCCUUUCUGGGGAGGGAAACCUUUUGUGCUGCACAUGUUCCAGAAACUGCCAGUGCCUCUGUCUCAAUGGAUAACCCAUCUCCCUGGGGGACUUCUGAGAUGUGCCCGGCUGCCCUCCGUGGCUUCCCCUCCACCGGGGCCAGCCCUCCCAGGCCCCCAGCCAACUCCACAGGUGCCAUCCAGCACUUACGGAGCGACUCCUUUCCCGGUUCUCACAGGACAGAGCAGAGUCCAGACCUGAGGGGAAGGUCGCUUUCCUGCUCCCACUCAGAGUUGCCCCAGAGGCCCCCCAAACCUGCCAUCUACGGCUCUACGACCCCAAGAAGGAACAGAAGGAGUGGUAGGGACUGGAGCACCAUUUCAGAAUCCCCUACUGCCUUGUCCACUCCAGAGCAGAACUCUCAAGAAUCCAUCUCAAAUCUGGAGAGGCACCACAGUCCUUCCAGCAGCCAGCCAUGGGGCUCCCCACAUAAUCCAGACUUUGCCGCAGCGUCUUCCACCUACGGUUCUUCCCCAUCCUUUGUCUCCAUGGAUGUGAGGAUCCACGAACCUCUGCCCCUCCCUCCCCCAGAGAGGAGAGACAUCCAUCCCUCCGAGGUGGAAAGAGAUGGCCAUCCUCAUGCAGCGGUUCCCACACUGAAGCGGCAUAGCCACCCUCCUCCAUUGGCCCUAGGUUCAGGGCUGCAUGGCCCCCAUAAAGGCCCACUUCCCCAAGCCCCAGACCCCGCCGUGGCCAGGCAGCACCGACCUCUACCAUCUACCCCAGACAGCUCCCACCAUGCUCAGGCCACCCCCAGGUGGAGAUACAACAAGCCGCUCCCCCCCACCCCUGACUUGCCACAGCCCUACCUUUCUCACAUUUCUGCUCCCGGUGUCUCACGGAUCUACAGGCCUCUGCCCCCCGUGCCCAUCAUAGACCCUUCCACUGAACCACCCCCAUUACCCCCAAAGUCCAGGGGGAGGAACAGGAGCGCUCAAGGAGGGCAUAUGAACUCAGGGGGUCAUGCCAAAACAAGACCUGCUUGCCAAGACUGGACGGUCCCUAUCCCCGUCUCUGCUGGACGCACCUCCUGGCCCCCGGCCACAGGUCGAUCCACAGAGUCUUUGGCUUUCACCAGCAGGAGUAAGAGCGAAGCAUCCCCGGGCAUGGCUUUCAGCAACAUGACAAACCUCCUAAGCCCCUCUUCCCCUACCACUCCCUGGACUCUGGAGCUCCAGGGACCCACCCCUAAGGAUGAAGCAGGGGUCUCAGAACACCCUGAGGCCCCUGCAAGAGAACCUUCAAGGACAACCCCUCAGCAAGGAGCCAAUGGCCCAGGGAGGUCGUCUGUGGGCCAAGCAAGGCAGCCAGAAAAACCUAGCCAUCUGCACCUGGAGAAGUCGUCCAGCUGGCCCCACCGGCGGGACUCAGGAAGGCCACCAGGGGACAGCAGUGGACAGGCCAUGGCUCCUGGUGAGGGGGCCAACAAGCACAAGAGCUGGAACCGGCAGGGCCUGCGCAGACCUUCCAUUUUGCCUGAGGGCUCUUCAGAUUCAAGAGGUCCAGCCAUGGAAAAACAUCUGGGCCCCUCAGACACUGUUGUUUUUCGGGAGAAAAAACCAAAGGAGGUGAUGGAAGGCUUUUCAAGACGCUGCUCCAAGCUCAUCAACUCCUCCCAGCUGCUUUACCAGGAGUAUAGUGAUGUUGUCCUGAAUAAAGAGAUCCAGAGCCAGCAGCGGCUAGACAGCCUGACAGAGGCACCCGGGCCUAGCUCCCCGCGGCAGCCUCGGAAGGCCCUGGUCUCCUCCGAGUCGUACCUGAAGCGCCUCUCCGUGGCCUCCAGCAGCUCCCUCUGGCAGGAAAUCCCCGUGGUGCGCAACAGCACCGUGCUGCUCUCCAUGACCCACGAAGACCAAAAGCUGCAGGAGGUCAAAUUUGAGCUGAUUGUGUCAGAGGCCUCCUACCUACGCAGUCUAAACAUAGCUGUGGAUCAUUUCCAACUUUCGACUUCACUCCGGUCCACCCUUUCCAACCAGGAGCACCAAUGGCUCUUCUCUCGUUUACAGGAUGUGCGAGACGUCAGUGCCACGUUCCUUUCAGACCUGGAAGAAAACUUUGAGAAUAAUAUCUUCUCCUUCCAAGUAUGUGACGUGGUCCUGAACCAUGCCCCAGACUUCCACCGGGUCUACCUGCCUUAUGUCACCAACCAGACCUAUCAGGAACGCACCUUCCAGAGCCUGAUGAAUAGCAACAGCAAUUUCCGAGAGGUCUUGGAGAAGCUGGAGAGCGACCCCGUCUGCCAGCGCCUUUCCCUCAAGUCCUUUCUGAUUCUGCCCUUCCAACGCAUCACCCGCCUGAAACUGCUGCUCCAGAACAUUCUGAAGAGAACACAGCCUGGCUCCUCGGAGGAAGCCGAGGCCACGAAGGCGCACCACGCCCUGGAGCAGCUGAUCCGGGACUGCAAUAACAACGUCCAGAGAAUGCGACGGACCGAGGAGCUAAUCUACCUGAGCCAGAAGAUUGAGUUUGAGUGCAAAAUAUUCCCACUCAUUUCUCAGUCACGCUGGCUGGUAAAGAGCGGGGAGCUGACUGCCUUGGAGUUCAGUGUGUCCCCAGGGCUGCGAAGGAAGCUGAGCACGCGUCCAGUCCACCUGCACCUCUUCAAUGACUGCCUGCUGCUGUCUCGGCCCCGAGAGGGUAACCGAUUCCUGGUAUUUGACCAUGCUCCCUUCUCCUCCAUUCGGGGCGAGAAGUGUGAAAUGAAGCUACAUGGACCUCACAAAAACCUGUUCCGACUCUUUCUGCGGCAAAACACGCAGGGCGUCCAGGCUGAGUUCCUGUUCCGCACGGAGACUCAAAGUGAAAAGCUUCGGUGGAUUUCAGCCUUGGCCAUGCCAAGAGAGGAGUUGGACCUUCUGGAGUGUUACGACUCUCCCCAAGUACAGUGCCUUCGAGCCUACAAGCCCCGAGAGAAUGACGAGUUGGCCCUGGAGAAAGCCGAUGUGGUGAUGGUGACUCAGCAGAGCAGUGAUGGCUGGCUGGAGGGCGUGAGGCUCUCAGAUGGGGAGCGAGGCUGGUUUCCCGUGCAACAGGUGGAGUUCAUUUCCAACCUAGAGGUCUGUGCACGGAACCUGAAGGAAGCUCAUCGAGUCAAGACUGCCAAGCUACAGCUGGUGGAACAGCAAGCCUAACUCUCUGACUGGAGUUUCCUGAGCUGAAGAACAAGCUGCUCGUGGCAAGGGCUGGCCCCAGAACCCUGCAAGAGAGGCCUUCUGUGGACAGAGAACCAGGCCUUCUCAAAGCCCAAGGACAAAAUCCAGCUAACCCAGUCCCUCGGCCCAGGCCCCCUUUUGUGCUUUGUGCUUGGUGAGGGGAUUUCGAGGGACUUUGCAGUGGACUCUGGGAACCUUUUAUUUUAGGAAAAGGGACCAUUGGGGCCUGAGCCAAGGAACUUUCCUGCAACUGCCUUACAGUGCUUAAACCUUCUCCGCCUCUCGGGUGCAGAGUCAGAGCUGGCCAGAGUUUCAGUGAUGGCCAUUUGUUAAACAGAAUCUGACCUCACUCUCCUGGAGGGAGAUGAUUAAGAGGGGUUAACGCAUCAGAUGGGAGGGUCAGCCCGGUGACCUCUAAGGUAUCUUCUAACCCUAGAAACUCCAGAAUUAUUGGUGAGAGGUCAGUGUGUCUCUGAGAUCUGUGUCUAUUGGUGGCAAUGUGAGGGUGAUACUCUCUCACUCUAAUAAACUUGGCACUUCUCUGAGUA